Messenger RNA from Ficedula albicollis (Collared flycatcher), 3934 nucleotides. It is a transcript of the gene CCDC14, whose product is annotated as coiled-coil domain containing 14. Gene Ontology annotation, cellular component: centriolar satellite. The transcript has 9 exons. The record is from RefSeq and is a predicted model, not a curated record. Lineage: Eukaryota; Metazoa; Chordata; Aves; Passeriformes; Muscicapidae. The coding region runs from base 326 to 2668 and encodes 780 amino acids. Gene Ontology annotation, biological process: protein localization to centrosome.
CCCUGCACUUCCUUCAAGGACAGCUGCCUGUCCAGCUGGUUUAGGUUGCUCUGUCUGGGGAAAAAAAAAAAUUGAUGGAUUCAUUUGCUGGUGAAUCAAAAUCUAACUGAUACCAUGGGUCAUAGGAUCUUUGUUUCAGUUUUCAAGGGAGCCUGCCAGAAUCUGCCAGACAGUACCAUGGGUUUGUGUAGAUCAAGAAGACAGGCAACUUCAGCUGGAGUUUUUUGUUCUUUCUUUUUCUACAGUGCCAAUAUCAAAUAGAAAAGUGGCCUCAUCUAUCACACCUUCUACUGAGAAGGAACUUUCCAGUGCAGCACAGAAUCAGAUGGUUCAAUCAAUUCCUGUGCCUUGCAGUGAACACUCUCCUGAGGCAUAUCAGAAACUGUUUGAACAUGUGCAAACUCAGAUGUCUCUGAUAACUGGCCAACCCUCACAGAGGAGUAAUGAAAUUCCUACUGUAGCUCCUCCUACCUCAAACCAGGGGUGCCAAAAUGUUACAGCUUUGAAUUAUCAGUUACCUACCUCUACAUCAGCACUGUCCCUGCAGCAUUCAGCUAAUCCUUUAUCCACUCAGUCAGGUGUUCCUGUAGACAGUGCCAAUGAAUGUGUGCCAGAGACGGGAGGACCUGUGGUUUGCCCAGUGGCUUCUGCUGCUCCUGCUGCACAAAUACAGUCUGGAACUGCUCUUCUUGGUGUGAUCCCUUGUGCAGCACCUGGAGCAUCAACCCCUUUAGUGCCAACAUCUGCCAGAGAUAUGGCCCCAAGCCAAGAGCAGCAGAUAAAAGCAGCAGAUUUGAUGCGGUGGAUACAAGCCCUGUUACAAUCCCAUGAAAUGCUGAAUGGCAGGACUGAACACAGGGACCAUCAUCACUGUCCAGAAAAACAUGACGGCUCAUGUGACACAGAGGAGGAUACUCCUGAAGAGGACAGUGAGGACACGGUCAGUGAAGAUGAAUUGAAUGUACUUGACGUGUCUCCAGUGAAAGAUACAAGCUGUAAGACAAGUCAUGUGAAGAAAGUUCUAAAAUCUAGAAAAGAAAGUCCAGAAGAAACAGCCCAUAAAGUUAGGAUUGUAAAGUAUCUUAUGGCUGAGCUCAGAGCACUGGUAACAGAUCAAGGCGACUCAGAAAUGCUGAGGCUGAUGAGUGAAGUCGAAGGCUCUGUAUCACAGCUCCCAGCUGUGGUGGGAAGCACGAAUCUCCAAGCUGAAAUAGCUCUGGCUUUGCAGCCCCUGCGCAGUGAGAACGCGCAGCUGCGCAGGAGACUAAGAAUGUUAAACCAGCGACUUAGGGAACAAGAAAGCAGUGAGAAGACAUCUGGACACAGCUGCAACUAUGAAUUGGUUUCUUUGCAGUCCUUGAAUAUGAUGCUCCAGAGUCAAUUGAAAGAAUCACAGAAAGGCCUUGAUUCACUGCAGGCUAAAAAUGAAGAACUGCUGAAAAUAAUAGAAAGUCAGAAAGAAGAAAAUAAACAUCUUGCAAAAGGUAUUCAAGAGAAAGAAGAAGAAUUGCUAGAGAACAAACAGCAUUAUGACAUUCAUUCUACCAAGCUCAAGAUCGAAGUGGAGGAGGCAUUAGGAACGGUGAAGAGCCUUCAGUUUAAGCUAGAAGCUUCAGAGAAAGAAAAUAAGAUUUUGGGCAUAACGUUACGUCAGCGUGAUGCAGAAGUUAAGAGACUGAGGGAAUUAACCAGAACCUUGCAGGGCAGCAUGGCCAAGCUUCUGUCUGACCUCACAGGGGACAAUGUUAGACCUAAACCUGAAAAAGCUCUCUCGAAGUCUCUUUUGGAAGACCAUGAAAAGCAGAUGCAACCUGAACUGUUUCCUGGGAGUACUUCAGUAAUUACUUACCUUAAAACAUUAGAAAUGGAUCAUAUUUUGAUAGAUAAGGAUCUUCAAUUCCCAAAUAAAACUGGAGAAGUAGAAAUGCAAAAUCUGCCCUAUGAAAAGUUUGCUGCUGAAGGAAGUAAAAUAAACAGUAUGUUCACAGAAGAACGAACAUCAGCUCCCAGAGGAUCACCAGCUCCAUUGAAGCAAGAUGCAGAAACAGGGAGUGAUUCUGGAACUCUACUAGAUGACCAAACCAAGUUGGAUGAAACAAUUUAUAUUCCACUGACUAGCAGUGCCUCUAAAAAGCAGCAGCCAGACUCUGGAAGAAGUGGUGUGCUAUCCCAGAGCAGAGGGGGUUGUCAGAGGCUGGAUUACCACUGUGAGCUCCCAAGCUCUGUGCAGCAGUAUGGAUGUGAGGAUCCAAGUCUACUGGAUAAAUUAAAUGCUGGGCAAAGUGUGAAAAAGACUGUGGAAAACACACUUGAAGUUACAGGGGAUAAAGCGAAGCCAGAAGGAGACAAAGUCCAAGUGAGACCAAGAGGCAUUGCAAGUGGGGCUGCGAAAGAUUUCAUGGAUAAACCAGACCAGCCUCAGCCUGAUACAUACCCUCAUGCAUCAGAGCCAUUUCCAGCAGGGAUUUCUGAGAAAACAGGCGGUAAAGCAGCUGAUUUUAGUUGCAUUUCAUUUGAUGAUUUCUCAGGGAGGUCUGAUUGGAGCACAUCUUCUUUCUCAACAUUUACUUCUCGAGAUGAAGAGGACUUUAAAAAUAGCUUAGCAGCCUUGGAUGCCAACAUAGCCAAGUUACAAAGGACUCUACAAAGUAACAUUAGGAAACAAUGAGAUUGAGAAAGCGAAAUGGGCUGCAGCUAUUGGGAUAAAUUAAGUUUUUCUGAAGUAUAUUAAGUAUGGUACUGAUACCUAUAUUUGUGUGUAACAACUUCUUUCUAGCUGUCUCAAUUAUGGAUAGAAUUUGUCCCUUAUUAGGCUGUGGUGCUGUUCCCCUUGAUGUGUACAACUUGAAAUAAUUGGCUUUUUAUAUGAAAUAGAAAUGGCUUUUUAAAUUAUGACUUAGUUUUAUAUUCUUUAAUUGCAAAAUUAAAUGUACUUGUUUACUGGUGGUUUUUUCCUUCCCCAAAGAACUGUUGUAAGGUGUUGUACAUGAGCAGGAGGUUCCACAGGUAGAGGCCAGGAAAGAGCUAGUUACAGAGCUGUUCUGCAGGAAUGCUGAGAACUAUAGUUGCUAAGUCAGGAUCAGGCUAUUCCAAAAAUAAGGGCAGCCAUCAAUCUGGGAUUUUUAGUGAAUACUAUAUCCUAUGGAAUAUGUGAAGCAAUCCUUUUUCACUCACCACUGAUAAAACUAUUUUCUCUUUGGAGCAUUGUACUUGAAGGAAGAAGUUGAUGAAGUGCGGAGUCCAGACAAGGGCAAGAAAAGGAUCAUCAAAGUUCCAUUGCUUUGUGCAGUGCUGUUAUACGGCAUGCUUUUCACAAAUAUUUGCUUUUUAUCUAAAGUAAAAGGGAAUGUAGUAAAUGUAGUACCAGUGGAUAAACACAGAAAAGAAAGAUGCUGAGGAACAGAAGCAGCAGAGCUGACACAAAGGAGACAAAUGAGGCUUUAGCUGAAAGCUGGCAAACCAGUAGAGUUAGGAAAGCACCAGAAUAUACAGCCUGAGGAAGGCAUGGAAAUUCUACAGUUGUUGAGGUGUCAAACAUCUCUUGGACAUUAAUACAGAGAGUCUGGACUGAAUCACCCAAAUUGGGUCUCACAGGAAUAGGAGUGGAGCAGGGAAGGAUUCCAAUCUGUUGUUCUCCCUUUCCACAUCUCAGUCUCAAGAAUAUGCAUAAUAUAAGUAUUUAAGUUGCAGGUAGAGGAAGGUACCAUUGCUACCAUUCUGUGCCUCUUAUACCCUCAGUAAUGCUUCAGAGCUGUUUUUCAGGGAAAAUACCUUUGGAAAAGGAACAGUAAUAUAAAAGACCUGAGUUUAAGACUGCUUUUUCUGAAGAAUUGUUUAUUUAUUUUUUUUCCUAGAAAACACUGUAGUCCUUCCUGGCACUCUUUUCUUGUACAUUGCCAUGUAGGAGGAAAGUCCCUCAUGGUUAUCUGCUUGU